Molecule: messenger RNA, 4833 nt
Organism: Xiphophorus couchianus (Monterrey platyfish)
Lineage: Eukaryota; Metazoa; Chordata; Actinopteri; Cyprinodontiformes; Poeciliidae
Product: probable E3 ubiquitin-protein ligase HERC6
Exons: 23
Coding region: 52-3096 (1014 amino acids)
Cellular component (GO): cytoplasm
Molecular function (GO): ubiquitin-protein transferase activity
Source: RefSeq, a predicted model, not a curated record
UCCAGCUGAAGUAGAGCGCCACUAGUCGCUCCGGUCAGUCUACGAGCAGACAUGCAGAUGUUUUGUUGGGGAGACAGUUCGAGUGGACAGUUUGGGGUCCAGGCAACCCUUAGCCCGGUGUCCUGGACCGGGCCCGGAGUCCUAACCAACAUCUGCUGCGGAGAGCAGCACACCUUAUUCCUCAGAGAAGACGGAAAAGUUUUAUCAUGUGGACACAACUCGCAGGGCCAACUUGGACGAAGGAACCAAAGUGGAAAGAUGCUUGGAUCUGUGGAGGGACUCAGUGAUGUUGUUGCCAUGGCUUGUGGUCAGGACCAUUCUCUGGCUUUAUGUGCUUCUGGACAUGUGUUUUCUUGGGGGGCAGGAGAUGAUGGACAGCUUGGGCUUGCACAAGGGCACCCCAGCAACAACCAGAGACCAAGUCGAGUGCCCAUCCCAAUGCCCAUACCGGUAAUCCAGGUGGCUUGUGGAAACUCCCACUCCCUUGCAUUGACCAAAGGAGGAGAUGUCUUCUCCUGGGGUUUAAACAGUCAUGGGCAGUUGGGCCUGGGGAAGGACGUGACACUGCAGCAGAGACCUGUCCUGGUGUGCGCCUUGACCGGAGUUGCAGUAACCCAAGUUUCAGCAGGAGGAAGCCACACACUGUUCCUCACGCUCUCCGGCCUGGCGUACUGCUGUGGGGCCAAUAAAUCUGGCCAGCUGGGGCUCAACAGGGUGGAUGAAAAAGGCAGGUUCAACGUCUGCAUGGUACCUGCUCUCAGACCUCUGGGUGUCUCUUCCAUCAGCUGUGGAGAAUCGCACACUGCUGUGUUGACAAAGGAUGGGAAAGUUUUCACUUUCGGAGACGGGAGCCACGGUCAACUCGGUCACAACUCCACCACCACCGAGGUUCGGCCCAGGCUGGUUGAAGGUCUUGGAGAGACGGCAUCCCAGGUUGCAUGUGGAAGACGUCACACUCUCGUGUUGACUUCUUCUGGACAUCUGUUUGCUUUUGGUAAUGGGGACAAAGGCCAGCUGGGGACAGGACAGCGAGACAGCAGCUCGUCCCCCUCCCUAGUUCAGCUUCCAUGGGCCUCUGACAGUGCUGCUGCCACACCUAGUGACUUGAAGUUAUCAGCUGGAUGGGACACAAACUUCAUUUACACUUCACCUGCAAAGACCUUCAACCAUGGACAAAUAAUUGGCCGGUUGGAUGAGAAAAAAUUGCAAAAGUGGGUGGCAAUGAAGUACAGUAACAUCGAGGCAAAAAGAGAAAUCGAGUCGAUGUUUUACACAAGUUCAAGUCUUGUUGCAAGUUUCACAAAACCUGAAGGGGCUCCGCUGGAAGCUGGUGCUCUAACUGUGGACCUGGAGGCUGCUUGUCAGGCCUUCGACCAGAUGCUGGCAGUCCCAUGGAUCAAGCAAACAGUAAAUCUGGAGCUCCUGAUAGAAUUGCUCAUUCUCUCAAGACAUCCUUUAAAGUCUCCGGAGAUUCUCCUGAUUUUGCUGACAUGUCCGCUGGUACAAGAAGACUCAAACAUCAUGAAUGUGGCUUUGCCUCUGGCUAUCAUUAUUGAGCAUCUCAGUGAGAAGACUCUGGAAACAUUAAAAAGCUAUUGGUCGUCUUUGUCGGCCACCAUUUUGAUCAGGCACAUCAUGGUCUUCAAAAACGCCCUGACUUUCAUUCUGAAGAACGGCCUGUUGCACACCCACAACCCAGGAACCAAACUGCUGCUGAAAGCCCUGAAGCUCCUUUACAAAGCGAACAAAUCUGGACAGUCUUUCAAAGUCCCACUGAGCAACUUUUAUCUCAAGGAAAGCACUGCUAUGGAAACUUUUAAUGCAUUUGUGGAUGUCGCUCUUUGGUUGUCGCUUUCCAAAGUAGAGGACAACGAGCAAACACCCGCCAUUUUCUGCCGCUACCCCUUCGUUUUCCCUCUGAUUUGUAAAGUUGCUGUCUUCAACAUCUUGGCACGUGUGAUGAAGGAAUCUCAUCAUGUUGUUCAUGAAAUGGGUAUGCCGUGGCCUGCGGAGUUUCUUGGAAACACCCUGGACUCCCCUGUCCCGGUGCUGCAGCUGAACCUGAGACGAACUCACCUGGUGGAGGACACCUUCAGACAUCUUGCUGCAGCCGAUCACGCUGCAUUUAAAAGAGAGCUUGUGGUGCAGUUUGUAGAUGACAGGAAGAUCAUGAACGUCAACAAAAAAGACUUUUUCCUCCAUGUGUUUGAUGAGCUCAUGGCUCCUGAAUCUCAAAUGUUUAUGUACAAUGAGAGUCAAACUCUGGCUUGGUUCCCACCCAAGGUUAAAGUGGAGGAAAGGAAGUACUUCCUGUUUGGCGUUCUGUGUGGCCUGGCUCUUUACAACCACAACAUCAUUCACCUGAAGUUCCCGCUGGCGCUCUUCAAGAAGCUGCUCAGAGUCAAAACGUCCCUGGACGACAUGAAGGAGUUUGAUCCUGUCAUGGCAGAGUCAUGGAGGUGCAUGUUGGAGGACUACACCCCUGAAGUUGUCGAAGCCAUGGAGAUGACUUUCACUGUCUCUUGGGGUGGUGAGAAAGCUGAACUUGAUCCAAAAGAACCCGGAAAAUCUGUCACUGGAUCUAAUAGGAAAGAAUUUGUCGCUGCCUUUGUCAACCAUGCCUUUAACAAAUCAGUGGAGGGAGUGUUUAAACUCUUCAAGGAAGGGUUUUUCAAAGUGUGCAACAUAGAUGUUGUGGAGUUCUUCCAGCCUGAGGAACUUCAGACAGUCGUGGUGGGCCAGGAAAACUACGACUGGGAGGUCUUCAAGGAGAACACAGUUUAUGAAGGAAACUAUCAUGCUGAUCAUCCAACCAUCAUCACCUUUUGGAAGGUGUUUGAAAAUCUCUCGGCAGAAGAGAAGAAAAAGUUCCUCUUGUUCCUCACAGGCUGUGACAGAGUCCCCUUCUUGGGAAUGAAGUGCAUCAGGAUGAGAGUGGCCAUGAUGCCAGAUGCCACAGAGAUCCACUUGCCUGAAUCCCUCACCUGCCAUACCUUGCUGCUGCUGCCCAACUACAAGCGAUACCCAGUAGAGAGGACGAUGGAGGCCAGGCUCCUUCAGGCCAUUAAUCACAACAGAGGCUUCUGGAAGAACUAGAAAUCUUUCUACAAGCAUACCUUAUUGGUUAUUUGGUUUUCCACAAUGUGCAACAUCUAAAGAUUCAUUAACCUUUUAAAGACAUUACUGCAAUAUUAUCUAAGAUAUACACACCUGUAAUAGUUGUCAUUUACAGAUGAAUGUUUCCAGGCUCAGUUCUUUAGAGUUUAUUUAAAAAUGUAAAGUAUUACACUUAUUUAUCUGUCCAUGAUGGAUGGAUGGGAAAUGGGACACUGGAAGAAAAGAAGGAAGAAACAAAGUGGAUAGAGACUAGGAAGCAAAGAAUAGGACAGAGGGACAAAGAGAUCUAACGACUUCAAUUUACAAAAAUACAGGAUGGCUGGAAAAGACGGAAAAGUCUGGAAAUACAAAUAUUUUUCAUACUUAUCCAGAUAUAAGAAACAUUGAAGGAAGGAGUAAAUUCCAGGCUGUGUAGAAAUCCUGUCUAAAUAAUGCUGACAUAUUCUGUUUCACAAUAACUUUGUAAUUAUUGAUGUAACUAGAACACAAUAAUUAGAUUACACCUUAGAUCAAGAGCUCACUUUAUACACAAUUAAGUAAAGCCACAACAAGCUUUAAACAUGUAUCAGAAUGUUUCCACAUAAAAGCUCCAGCUUUGUUGAAUUACAAACUAUUUUUUUUUUAACUCCAAAAGGACAAAAUAGACCAGCAUCAACGCAUAAGUCUCAGUGGUGAUUCAUAUUUAAUCCACAUUUAAUUUCUGGAGUUCAGACAAUUCAGGGGAAUAACAUUUGAGACUUUAUCCAUAUUUGUUCUUUGCAUUAUUUUUCUUGUACAUUGAAAACUCUGCUUAAAAAAAGAGCAAUACUAGUUAUUUCUGCAUUAUAAGAGUAAAUAAACCUUCAACAUCAGCAACGUCUUACAGUUCUUUAUUUUGACAAAAAAUAUUAAAUAAACAGAACAGUGAUAAAAAUGUACAUCUGAGUCCAACAUGGUGAUGUGUAAAUUCUGAUUUGCUUCACGGGUCUGGGACAGUUUUUAUUUUUGCAAGAAUUCAGCACAUUUGGGGCAUUUUGUUGUGCAAAUUUAGCUACAAACAGUUUAAAAACCAAUUUUUACAUCACUUUCAUUGUUCAGUUUCUUCAUUUUAUCAUCUUUCCUCCUUCCGGUAAACUUCGACUCCCAGUCAGCAUCACGUCGCAGCGAUAAAAGAAUCCAUCUUUCUAGGCAAAAUGCUUCAUAUUUAAAUAAGUGCUCAUUAAAAAAAGCUUCAGUAGCAAUGAAGUUUCAUGUCAAUGUGAAUUACACCUGGGCUGGAAAUAAGCCUUAAUAUUGGAAACAUAAAAAUGUCUGAUAUUAAAUUACAUUUAUUCAGCAGUAAACUUCUACAGUCUAUCUUUGUGUUUUUGCAUCUAACAUCGUUCCUUCCAGCAGGUCUCUGUCCAAGACGUCCGCUCUUACAAACCUCGCACAUGUCACGGAGCACAAACUAAAGGGUUAAACAUUUGAAGCUGCAUUCGUCAUGUAAACUUUUUCUCCACAGGGUCUGACAUUUCUCAGUAAAGAAGCGACAGAAAAAGUUACACAAAAUAUUUAGGAAAAGCUAGCCGAUCAGGUAGCAACCUGGAUUAGAGUUUGCUCAUAGCAUCAGGUGGCGGGGUAAAUGUGAGGCUAAUGUGCUUUCUUUGUGCAGUCUUUAAUAAAACACCUGCGACGACCAGACGAGCAAAAUCUGCAACGUAACGACUUAAUUCACAGACGUACAUAAAUAUUUAU